Messenger RNA from Folsomia candida, 2166 nucleotides. RefSeq lists its product as uncharacterized. Bases 738 to 1694 code for a protein of 318 amino acids. Gene Ontology annotation, molecular function: protein binding. The transcript is spliced from 6 exons. The record is from RefSeq and is a predicted model, not a curated record. Lineage: Eukaryota; Metazoa; Arthropoda; Collembola; Entomobryomorpha; Isotomidae.
UAUUUAUUGCCGAUGACAUAUCAUAUUGUUGUUUUACAUCAAUAAGUUUAUUACUUAAAAUGUUCAAUAGUUAAUGGAGCUCUAAUGAACUAACGUUUGCCAAUUGAGCAAUAUUUUUUAGUGCUUAAUUAAAAAAUUGGCCCAUAAUGCUACUGCUUACACAGAUACACACAUAAACAGAUAUAAUAAUACGGCUCGUUGAUUUUAUUUCCGCAAAGCCCUAAUUGCCGUACCAUCGAUUACAUAUUACUGUUAUAAACCAUGCGACUAUUACAUAAAAUGUGGGCAGUCUAGAGAGUGUAACUUUCUGUACCUGACCUCGUCAAACGGGCACCCCGGCGACACAAAUGUACAACCUGAACUACUUGUCGCGUGGAUGAACGAAAAUAACGAAACCCAUGAAACUUUGUUUGCGAUUUAGUGGCGCGAUUUAGUAGCUCUCAAAUCGCAAACUUUCCAUCUGCGUUCUGUUUUUGUCCCCGAUCAAAUUGUGAAUUGUUCGAAAAUAGCAGACAGUGAAAGAUAGAAGAGCUAUAAGCAAUUGCAUAUGACGUGGAAAAAUUGCUACAGAUAUACAAAAUCUACGGGCUUGCAUACAAAUCAUUCACGCCAAUUUUUUCAUGAGAGUUCUCAUCCACUCUUACAAAUUAAGGUAAAAUAUUUGUUGGGUGGAAGGAGGGGGAGGAGGAGGAGGAUGGACCUGCCUGAAGAAUUGCAGCAUCUGCGUCGCCUUUGUCAUGCCAAAGUGCAGGAUUCAAAGUUGGUUACUUGUACCAAUGAAAUCGUUAGAGUGGAAAUUUCGUAAGUACAGAAAGACCAAAGAAAAAACUGUUGCGGUUGUGUUGCAGUUUCCAGAAGACUAUCCAACGCAUGAGUUGUUGAUUGAACUUCGAUCCAAAACAUUAGAUGACAAGUUGUUGAAUGGUCUCACCAAGAUAUGUGAAGAGGAAGCAAGAAAAUACUUGGGUGAACCACAAAUUCUUUUGGUUUUAAAAUUUGUGAGCAAAUUCUUAGACGAAAACCCACUCUGCUGCUGUUCCAAAGAAAUUUCUACGAUCAAGCAAACUUUAUUAAAUGAGAAGGAUAUAAUAAAAUUAAAACAAAAAUCAUCUUCUGUUUCAUUUAGUCUUAAGGAGGGAGAGUAUUACUUUAAUUGCGACAUGAAUAUUCCUCAUGAUUAUCCGGAUAGUGGGGUUAUGAUUGAAAAUACAAACUCAAACUUUCCAAGCUCGUUUUGUCGAGUAUUUUUGGGGCAUGCAACCGAAAUUUCAAGAAAAUGUGUCGAACCCCCUCUUAAUAAAAAGAAAAUUCCAAAAAAUGCUCCACCAUUCCAACCAAAACCUUCACUGUUACCGGCAGCGACUUUUUUAAUUCAAUAUGUUCACACGUAUCCAAUUCAAAAUUGUCCCGUCUGCAAAUUGAGGUGUUUUCCGGAGAACCCGGAACAUGCAGUGCAUGAUGAAAAAGACGACCUCCACGUGGAAAGAAUUUUGUGUGGUCACUUAUAUCACUUCAAGUGUCUUUCCGAUUACUUAAAAACACCUCCAUUUGCAGGUGGAAAGAAAUGUCUCAUUUGCCAUGAUCGCGUAUCUCAUGACAAGUACAAGCUGACUCCAGAGCUAGCAGAAGCACGGUGGGCGCAUCAACAGGCAAGGGAUCGAGAAUUGGAAGAAGUUGUGGACUUUCUCUUAUAAGAUCAUGAUAUUAUAAUGAAAAUGCCAAACUUAAAUUUUUCGUGCAUCAUAAAUAAAUAUUGUAAUUUGUAAUCUUCGAAUUUAACAAGGUACAAGUACUUACUGUUAUACGUAGUUGAGUUAUAAAUUAGCUCACAUUAUUAUGAUUUUGAAGUUUUUCUUGUAUGCAAACUUCUCUUUGACUUCCUGCUUUUGUCGUGUGGUAAACUGAAAUAAGCAAAGUCACAAAAGUUAAUUUAGUGUUUGUAAUGUUUCAUCGGCCAAAAAUACCUUUGGGGAAAAUAGGUACAAUUCUCUCAAAUUGCAGUUUUCAAGAACCAGAAUGGCCAAAUUAGCUGUAGCGUCUGUGACUUUUUCACUCAAGCCAUGCAACUCUAGAAUCUCCAAAUCUAAUAAAUCAUUUUGUAAUUAUUAUUAUACCAUAUUUCCAUUAAUGAAUAACAAUAAUAUUAAGACUGAGUAUUAUUAUGAA